ACCUCGUUCAAAACUCAAACCAAUGCCUGUAAAUUCUGCAUCAGACCGUGCUCAAAAUUAAAACAAACGACUACUGGCUUUGGAGUAACCGGGUCAAGAGCACAGGCCCACGGCUUGUUGAGGUCCCCAUGAGCAAGAAAGCCUUCUUCUCUGCACCUGACCUUUCCUCUAGACCCCACUGCACGCACACCAAGGAGCAUUUCCCUAAAGGGGAUCAGUGAGGGUUGAAGUUAUACACGAUCUGCUUUGAUGCUGCCCCCUCUUUCCUCAUCCGCAGCUUUCAUCUCUGUGAGCCGCAGGAGAACAGCGGUGUGCACCGCACAGCUCUCCCGUUUGGACUGUCAUUUAGGCAAAUCCACCCACUCAACCACCACCACCACCACCCUAGAAACAUCCACACACAGAGAUCAUUGUGUAGAGGAGGCCGUGCGCUGCGCGUCUGAGAGGGACAGAGAGAGAGAGAGAGAGAGAGAGAGAGAGAGAGAGAGAGAGAGAGACAUCCUCCUUGGCACACACCCGUCAGUGUGGCAGUGUGGGUUUGACUGACUAGCCGACUGACGGGGGAUUCUGGAAGAAACACAAAGGGACUGGACAACACACUCUGCUGUUUUGGUUGUUCACACCUUUCUUGCCCUCUUGCCCGUCAGCCUUAUCCCAGCCGAUGGUCUUCUAGCAGCGCCGCCUGUACCCACCUCAGCAUCGGAUUUUCUUACAUUUCAAAUUUCCUUGAUUUGGCUGAACCGGGGCUGAUCCUAGCCAACCUGGGCCGGACCGCGGGGCUGUUCAGCGAGCCUUAUAGCUGAAGUUGGCACCCGAGAUGAGCGCCUGGAGACCGUGGAGCGGGGAUCCCUCUUCACCGAGGAGAGGGUACGGGUUGUGGCAUCAGUGGUGGUGGGUUGUGGUGCUCGGGGUGGCAGUGGGUUCGGGAAAUCCAUGGAUGUCCGCGGAGGCAUGCCCGUCGUCUUGUUCCUGCAGCAGCACCAGGAUCUCCUGCGUGGAUCCGGAGCGGGGUAUCAGUGCUCUCCCCGUCCUGCAGAGCGAGGCGGAGAUGGAGAACAUCACCGACAUCUACAUUGCCAACCAGAGCAGUUUCUCCUCUAUCAACGACAAAGACCUGCACUACUACAAGAAUCUCAGGAACCUAACGGUGACCAACAGCAGACUAACAUAUGUAUCGAAGCUGGCCUUCCAGAAUAACAUCAAGCUGCAGUACCUGAAUCUGAAAGAUAACAACCUGUCAUCGCUGUCCUGGAGGAUCUUCAAACGUCUCAACAUUUCGUAUCUGAUCUUGUCAGGUAACCCUCUGCACUGCUCCUGUGAAAACAUGUGGAUCAAGCUGUGGUUAGGGGAGGAAGCAGACACUCAGGAGCUGUACUGCAUUGAAGAUGGAGGAGGACGCAAGCUGCUGUCCAGACUGACACUACCCAACUGUGAGGUUCCCAUGGCAACACUGAGCCCACCCAAAGUAACAGCAAUGGAGGGGGACAACCUGGCACUGUCCUGUACAACCUUUGGCGUGCCCUCACCUGACCUGAUAUGGAAAAUGUUCUUGGUCACCAGCUAUGAGAUCGUGACAUCAGGCCAGGUUUCAGUUCUGCGACUGUCCAACCUGUCGUCACUGGACCACAACAGCAAGAUCAGCUGCAUCGCUGAGAACAUUGUGGGAGAGAAGGAAUCCUCUCUGCUGCUGGAUAUACACUUCCCUCCCAAAAUCAUUAAACUGAGUGAUGCAAUCCCAGACCAUCACUGGUGUAUCCCCUUCAGCGUGUCAGGAAACCCAGAGCCAAAUUUACAGUGGUAUCUGAAUGAUAAGCCAGUGAUGGAGGGGGUCUACAUCUCGACCAUGAUCCAUGACAUCACAGAGAGAGAGUACCAUGGCUGCCUGCAGCUCGACAGCCCCACGCAUAUCAACAACGGGCGGUACAAGCUGGUGGCUACAAACAAGUACGGGUCUGACCAAAAAGAGGUGGAGGCUCACUUCAUGCAAAGGCCCUUAGAUGAAACUGAGAAGGAGCCUUCCUAUUAUGACCUACCCACAGAGGGUCCCCCUGCAGACCCACCUGAGGACAGAGUUGCUGUGUAUGUGGUGGUGGGAAUUGCUGCUGUAGCCUUCACUGGUUUCCUUCUAAUGUUGGUUAUUCUCAAGUUUGGUGGAAACUCCAAGUUUGGCAUCAAAGGACCAUCUUCAGUGAUAAGUAAUGACGACGACUCGGCCUCUCCUCUUCACCAUGUCUCCAAUGGCAGCAACACUCCCUCCUCUUCAGAGAUGGGCCCUGAUGCGGUAAUCAUCGGCAUGACCAAGAUUCCAGUAAUAGAAAACCCUCAGUACUUCAGGAGCACAAACAGCUUGCUCAAAACUGACACAUUUGUCCAGCAUAUUAAGAGACACAACAUUGUUCUGAAGAGGGAGCUGGGAGAGGGAGCCUUUGGAAAAGUCUUCUUGGCUGAGUGUUACAACCUCUCACCUGACCAGGAGAAGAUACUGGUCGCUGUCAAGACACUUAAAGAGGCCAGUGAAAAUGCCAGGAAGGAUUUCCACCGUGAGGCUGAGCUGCUGACCAACCUUCAACAUGAACACAUUGUCACUUUCUACGGAGUCUGUGUGGAGAGCGACCCUCUCAUCAUGGUGUUUGAGUACAUGAAACACGGCGACCUCAACAAGUUCCUCAGGGCUCACGGUCCAGAUGCAGUUCUGAUGGCAGAUGGCCAGACCACCAGACCAGUGGAGCUGACCCAGUCUCAGAUGCUGCAUAUUGCCCAGCAGAUAGCAUCGGGCAUGGUCUACCUGGCAUCACAGCACUUUGUGCAUCGCGACUUGGCCACCAGGAACUGCCUGGUGGGUGAGAACCUGCUGGUAAAGAUCGGAGACUUUGGCAUGUCCAGAGACGUCUACAGCACUGACUACUACAGGGUAGGUGUCGGUGGUCACACCAUGCUGCCAAUCCGCUGGAUGCCCCCUGAAAGUAUCAUGUAUAGAAAGUUCACCACAGAAAGCGAUGUCUGGAGUCUAGGAGUUGUUCUGUGGGAGAUCUUCACCUAUGGAAAACAGCCUUGGUACCAGCUCUCCAAUAAUGAGGUGAUAGAAUGUAUAACCCAGGGUAGGGUGCUGCAGCGCCCCAGGACCUGUCCUAAAGAAGUGUAUGACGUGAUGCUGGGCUGCUGGCAGAGAGAGCCGCACAUGAGACUGAACAUCAAAGAAAUCCAUGGUCUGCUCCUCAAUCUGGCCAAGGCCUCACCUGUAUAUUUGGAUAUACUGGGCUGACCACACGAGGACAGAGGAUAGUUUCUGGAUGCAUGUGCAUCUAGGUCGGGAUGAUUAGUGUAACUAAAUGUGUAUGUGUAUUUGCGGUUGCAUGCGUGUGUGAUAAGGUGGACAUGGUGAUACCUCUGAGUGUGCAAGACUGCAAGUGUGUGUGUGAAAGGUGCCGCUGUACAGGAAGUGGUUAUUAUCAAACUCCUAAAGGCAAUCGAAAAAAAAAAAAAAUCCUCAACUCAUCCCUGAUCGCUCCUCUCCUCCCAAUUUCCUCUCCUUUGUGCAUCUCCACUCCUUCCUUCCUUCCCAAAGAGACAUUUAUUAAGAGUAAUUUUGGAGGAAAAAAGCUUCUCACUUCUUUUCAAAUGCUUUAAACUGAUUGGGGCAAAAUUGAUUAAACCUGAUUACCAGGACUUUACAUUUAUUGACUCAUCCCUCGCUGCCUGUUGGACAGGACUCAUUUCAAGGGUCCACGGCCUUGAGGGAGGUUUCCCAGAAGCUUCAUUCCUUAGCUUGUAAAUAUGAAACUGUACAGUAGUUUGAAAGGACAUGGCUCUGUGACAUGUUGAGCCAUAAAGACACUGUGUUUUCCCUCCCCAUCCUGUCAGUCUGUCUUUGUCAGUUUCACAGAACUGUACACCAGUAUUAAUGUCAGUAUUUGUCCAACAUGGCUCAUAGGAAAGACUACACCGGUGAUGAUUAACACAAUGGUACGCGUUAGAUUGUCUGUAACCAAAUAAUGACCCAAAAAAGGUUGAAGCUUAACUGAGCUGCUGUGGUGAAAGCAAAAAAAAAUCAGGAAUAAGACUGAGGCUACAAUAUCUCCUCAUGCAACAGACUGGUAUAUAUGAUUUUAUGGAUAUAUGCACUGAUAUCUGCAUACUGCAUUGUAUUACCAUUGUUUUCUGUUACUUUGCUCAGGCCUGGGCUGCCCUGUCACACAGCACAGGGUAACAUGAGGACUACAUCUGACAGAUGCUUCACUUGUGAUGUCAAGCGCUGGUGUCGGAGGUCAAUUGAUUAAUUUGUCCACAGCUGUGUGACAAUCACUAGGUCUGGGUAGUGGGGGGGGGGUUAAAGGAGUUGUUAAAACAGGCUGGGUUUUGAGUGGUCAUGUGUGUGGUUGGCAGCACUGUAGAAGGUGUGGUUCAUCUGGUCAACCCAUAUUAAAUCAUCAAGACGCUCAGCACUCAGACAUCCUUGAAAACCACAUCUGUGCAAGAGGGAAUGCCCACUCCCACCCACACACACACACACACACACACACACACAAACUGUAUACUUUAUCCUGUCAUCCCUUCAUCUUCAUACAUACACACUCACUGUAAGACACUCAAAACGGGCCGAGAAGGAAAUUGAAUUGUGCAUGUUUUAUUAUUUGAGCGGUGCAGUGCUUUAGCCAGGCCCUGUCCUCUGUAAUGGUGUAAUGUAUAUUUCAUUACAGCCUAAUGGGCUCCAUUAGCACAGUCUCCUCACAGACAUUCAAGACUUAUUGUUUUAUGGUGGAGAAGGAAGGAUGGAGAGAUGGAAAGGUAAAUGAGAGGAAAACAGAGAAAUGAGGAGCAGUGGAGAGGAGAAAGAGGGGAGGUAAUAAUGUAUACUGGGAAGAAAUGGAGAGGUUGGGAGAGAGUUCAGAAUGGAAGCAGUGGGUUAGAAAGGAGGAGACGAGCGGAGUGAAAAGGUAAGAACAGGUCAUGCGGAGAAAGAGAAGACAGUGGAGUGAAAAAGGGGAAUAGAGAGCGCAAGAGGAGGCAUGAAUGUCCACAGAGAGAGAGUAAGAGGGACCAUCCAUCAUUACUGUGGCCUGGAGUUGUUCUAUAAGCCACAACUUCAUGUUCCCAUCACAUUCCUGUGGUUGCCCUCAACCGCGCACACACACAUUUUACUGGCAGUCCAACACUGGCUUACACUGAAAUAUACUCAGUUAUUCAUCGCACUUCCUCAUUAUUGAGAACCACUUCACUCACUUACAGUUCAGCUCACAUAAUCUGGUCAAACGGUUACAGACACACUGUAUAUAGCUUCAACAGUACACAUGCAUGCAAGAAAACACAUUUAAUGUUUGUUUUUGCAUUUUACUGGGGCAUAUUUUACUCUUUCAGAAGCCGUAAUCACUGCGGUUUCACUAACAGCCAUUUUAAUCAGAUGUAAAACACCCAUCUGGAAUUAAGUCUCAUUUGUUUAGUAACCACAGCACUUGAUGGUAUUGAUGUUGGUUAACUCGAAAUUGUUGAUUUUAAGUAUUAUUAUUUAUAAAUUAAGAAGCAUUUUGUACAUUUCUUUCUAUAUCUGAGGUUGCCUUUUGCAACAAGAAAGACUGAUAUUGAACACUUAACAUUUAAUUAUGUUUUUUGCAAAUGUAUAAGAGAAUCUUGUGUGUAUGUGUUUUUAUGUCAGGUUCUAUCUUAACAGAGACCAAGCCCGCCCUCAUGUACAGCAUACUCUACAACACGGAUGGAUGUUUCACCAGUCUGUCACACUGGUACAUUUAGUUUGACAUAUUACGAGAUUGUCACCUGUCAGAUCAUGAAUGCAAGGGUUAAGGGCUGCAGAAUUGUCACUGCAGGCUCACACAGUCCUCAAAAUCCAUCCAUGCUGUACAGUCAAGUAGAGCUUGCACUGAGUGAGUACUCAACACGACUCACAAAAACUCACUACACAAUAACUCUGUGCAAUAACAGAGGGCAGGGUUGGUGGGGACCUGAGUUGAAAAAAAAAAAAACUAAGACACAAACAGUGCAUACAAAUGCCUCUGAUGUCAAAAGAGUAGAGUACAUUGAAGCAACAUCUCAGUUGGCUGCACUGUGUGUGUACCUGCUGUGUUUCCUUUUUGUUUUUUUUAAUAAUGAACUAUGUCAACGUAGACAGUGGUGAUGUUUUGACACUUAUGAGAAGAAGAAGUAGCUGUGAGAGGGAUGUUUGUUGUGAUGAAGACUUGUCAGCACAAUGUAGGAGUGUUCUGUGAAACCAACAGCUGAAGAUCGGCUAUACUCACACUGAUGCUUCAAAGAUAUUGGUUAAAUGAAGAAAUAACAGGAGGAAAACUGCUACAUCUCUAACUGCUGUAUGAACAGACACCUCAGAAAAGGAUGGACUGACAAUCAGACUUCUCUCCUAUUCAAGUGACCUACUGUAAAAUAGACUACUGAACCACCUUUCCUCUUCUAUGCUGCCUAUACUGUAUGUGAUAGUCUUAAACUUUGGUCUCUAGAAGUGCUACUUUUUCCUUUUUUUAUGAAAUAACAGUGAGAGGAAUGAACAAAAAUACAUGUACAAAUGUGAAUAAGCUGCUAAAAAGAGCUAAGCGUUGCUAACUGCUGUGUCUGAGACUGUGUCAGUAUCUAGAUUGUACUAUUUUAUUCUUUUAUAUUAGAAGUGAAGGACUCAGAAGCGAGAAUGUGUGGGACUCACAAGUAAACAAAACGACAUGCAGUACAGCAGUCCCUGGGAUGCAGAGCGGUGUUUGCUCAUUCUCCUGGUGGUGUGUUUGUGUGUGUGCAUGGAGAUAUCUGAUUGAUGCCAGAGUCAGACAGGAGAAAUCCAUAAGCCAGGUUCAGACUCUACUCAGAUCCUAGUUCAAAUGCAAUGAGAUUCAAUGAAUUGAUUUCUUGUCGCCGUUCUCCAAUUUAUGAUAAAUGACUUUGCCCAGUCGGACUGAGGUUGGUAUCAUGGCAGCUAAGAUUUAUGGAAUCACUCAAUCGCUUUAUUUCUUGACUCCAAAAUCAGCAUUCCUGUCUAUAUGACUUACUAUAGCCUGGGUUUUACAGAGUUAUAUUAGCAAUAUUAACAGCUGUUUUCCUUUGCCUAUCACCUCACUGUAACAAACACUGAACCGAAUUUGGGCUAAAGUAUGAGAGUCAGUGGACUAAAAUAUAUUCUCCAUAUACAGUACAGAUACACAUCAGUCCUUUGGGAAUGCUGUGACCCCUAUCACAUUUAAUCUCCUCUCUCUCACACACACAACCCUAAGCUAAUAGAGCUGAAAUAGCAUAAAGGUCAUCUCUAAGAUUACACUUGUGCUUGGAUGCUUCUCGAAGCCCAACCUCCUGGACCAUGUAAUGCCACAAAAACUGCUCCUCCUUACUGUGUUUAUCUCUGUAUUGUGAGGGUCGUGCUGCUGUAGAAAAAUAGAUAUUUGGAAGUCUUGUGGAUAGGACAGAUGACAAGACACUAAAGUUUCCCUGCUAAAAAAUGCUGUUCAGCAUGUUAACAUCUGUACUGCAACGCACACGAUGUAAAAGCUGGGAAUAUUCUUAAUGUAGCUGUCUUUGCAAACAUGUUAUUUGAUACAGUAAAGCAAAGGUUUUGAUGCCAACCAUCUGUGCCCUGCUAGGGAACACACACAGAAACACGCACCAGAAGGAACCUGUACAGUCAUACAGUUGCGUGGUUGAAACUAUCAUAGUGAGUCAUGAUGCUAGUGAUGAUAUGAUUUCUCUCUGAACAUGGACCAGUCUGUCAUGAUACAAUGUAAUUAAUAAAAAAAGUGUUACAUCA
Molecule: messenger RNA, 7750 nt
Organism: Monopterus albus (swamp eel)
Lineage: Eukaryota; Metazoa; Chordata; Actinopteri; Synbranchiformes; Synbranchidae
Gene: ntrk2a
Product: neurotrophic tyrosine kinase, receptor, type 2a
Exons: 20
Coding region: 818-3262 (814 amino acids)
Biological process (GO): positive regulation of phosphatidylinositol 3-kinase/protein kinase B signal transduction; cellular response to brain-derived neurotrophic factor stimulus; trans-synaptic signaling by neuropeptide, modulating synaptic transmission
Cellular component (GO): signaling receptor complex; axon; plasma membrane
Molecular function (GO): ATP binding; brain-derived neurotrophic factor binding; brain-derived neurotrophic factor receptor activity
Source: RefSeq, a predicted model, not a curated record